Molecule: messenger RNA, 4673 nt
Organism: Paramormyrops kingsleyae
Lineage: Eukaryota; Metazoa; Chordata; Actinopteri; Osteoglossiformes; Mormyridae
Product: R3H domain-containing protein 1-like
Molecular function (GO): nucleic acid binding
Source: RefSeq, a predicted model, not a curated record
CCCUGGCGACGGGCUGGAGCGGGUAGGCUCAGACGAGCGUGCGGCACGCAGAGGCUGUUUUAGGGAGCCGGGCCUCCCGGACUCCUGCCGCCACAGCCCAUGCUGCCGCCACCGCUGCCAUGGAAACUAACCCUGUAACCCAUGGAGAUAACGCGGGCUGCUAUGAGGCAGGUCCCCAAGGGGCGUGAGCGGCGUGUCGGACGGCAGCGCCGCUGUAAGCCGCUGUCCAGUCCGGCGACAGGGACAUGGGCCUCUUUCUCCGGGCUUCCAGCAGGCUCAGCACAAGCGACGACCCGGUGGACAGCGCCGAGAGGGACCCGGGGCCCCGCCUCCUCGCCCAGGACACACCUCCACAAGCCCAGCACCACAGACCAAGUCGGGAAACAGGAGAGGCAAUGAGGGGCUCCGAGGUGGACGAGAACGGCACUGUCCUGGGGGGCGGCCUGACGCGCGCACAGAGCAAGGAGCGGCUGGAGCCCAGUAUCGAGGAAGGCUGCUACGAUUGCAAAGGCGAACUCCAGAAGCAAACCUUAACGCCUGGACAGCCAGGAAGGAAGGCCAAGUCUAACGCAAAGCUAAAGUUAGUUCGGAGCCUGGCUGUUUGCGAAGAGUCCUCUCCUCCCUCUAGCACUGAACUGGCACGAGAGCACCAGGAUAAAAUCCAGAGUCACUUUCCCCAGCCGUUUGACAAAGAAGAACCACCCGUCAGAGAUGAAGACGAGAAACGGAAAAACACAGACAAGCUGGAGAAGUCAGAGAAGAUGCCCCGGAAGAUGCUUUCAAGAGAUUCCAGUCAGGAAUAUACAGAUUCCACUGGCAUUGACCUCCAUGAGUUCCUGGUAAACACCCUAAAUAACAACCCCAGGGACAGAAUGAUGCUGUUGAAACUGGAACAGGAUAUUCUCGAUUUCAUCAGUAAUAACCAGACUCAGAGGCGGAAGUUCCCGCCCAUGACGUCGUACCACCGCAUGCUGCUGCACAGGGUGGCUGCCUACUUCGGCCUCGAGCACAACGUGGACCCCACGGGCAAGUCUGUGAUCAUCAACAAGACCAGCAACACCAGAAUACCGGACCAGAAGUUUUCCGAGCACAUCAAGGACGACAAGGCAGAUGACCUUCAGAAACGGUACAUCCUGAAGCGGGAUAAUGCCAGCCUGGACAGGGAUGACAACCUGAUGCGUAUGCGGCUGAAGGAGGAUAGGAGGAGCAAAUCCAUAGAGGAACGUGAGGAGGAGUACCAGCGUGCCAGGGAGAGAAUAUUCGCACAAGAAGGUCCGGAGAGCUUUGCACUAGAUAAGAGGAUCCAGGAAGAUGAUGCGUCUAACAGCACCCAGCAAAGGCGCCAGAUCUUCAGGGCCAAAGACAGCCGGUCCGCCAGCAGCCGGCAGAGCAGCUCCGAGAAUGAGCCGAAGUACUCGGAACCGCGGCCGUGGAGCAGCACGGACUCGGACAGCUCCAACCGCAACCUGAAGCCCGCCAUGACCAAGGCCAGCAGCUUCAGUGGCAUCUCAGUUCUGAUCCGGGGAGACAGCUCAGGCAGCAGCAAGGGCACCAGCCGACUGUCCAAAACAGGUUCUGAGUCAUCUAGUAGUGUAGGCUCGUCCACGGGUUCACUCUCGCGCCCCCAGCCGGCGGCAGCGGCACCCCUACCUCUCCUGCCCCUAACCCCAGCCGGCCAUGCCGCGCCCGCCCCCGUGGCCUACCCCGGCGGCAGCUCCGUGUCCCGCGAGGGGGGCGGGGGCGGCCUGGCGCCAUCCACUGCUAACACUAGCUACUAUUUGCUUCCUCUGGAAGCGGCCGGCAUCCCUGCUGGCAGUAUCCUGGUGAACCCGCACACAGGUCAGCCUUUCCUCCACCCGGAUGGCAGCACGGUUGUGUACAGUUCCAGCAUGGCACCUCAACCAAGCAGGACCCAGCAGCCCCUCUCCUUGCCUCCACCGCCGCCUCUACCCGUGCCACACCCGCCUCAGUCGGCUAAUCACGUGCUCCCUCAGCCGAAUCGGUCCCUGCCGCCUCUGGCGCCGCCGCCGCUCCAGUUCUCCGUGGUGUCUUACGCAUCUCCGCUCCUGCCUGUCUCCUCUAACCAACAGUACACUGUGCAAGACAACCUGGGGGCUCAGUUCAGCCACAUGAGCCUGGCCCGGCAGCCCUCCGCCGAAGCCCCUGAAGGCCACACCGCUGUGUACCCCUCCUCUAUGGUGCUGCAGCCCGGGCAGCAGGGCGGCUACAUUGUGCCGCCCCCAGGGCAGCCCGUGCCCCCCACCUCUGCUUUCCCUGGCGCUGCGCCCUCCGCGGGCCAGCCUGUCGUGCAGCAGACCUACGUGCAGCAGAUGCCUGCAUGUUACUGUGCGCCAGCUCAGUACCCGCACUCCAGCCAGGCAUACCGGGCCGUCGCUCCCGUGCACUACGGCAACCCGCCAAGCCAGCCAAUGCCACAGCCGGUCCAGCCUGCAGCCUAUCAGGCCGUGCUGCAGAAUCCGACGCAGGGAUACCAGGGUGUUGUGGGAGUCCAGCAACCUCAGAAUCAGAACCUCGUCAGCAGCCAGCACAGCAAUAUGGGGUCUCAGAUGCAAGGCGUGAUGGUGCCGUAUCCCUCCCUGCAGCCUUACCAGGUGUCCGUGCCCCAGGGCUCCCAGGGUGUGACCCAGCAGACCUAUCCGCAGCCAAUCAUCGUGCCUGGCCAGUCAGUGCAGGGCCCACUGGCAGGACCCGGCGUGCAGGUGUACUACAGCGCCAUCCCAGCUGGCCAGCAGAGCGCCCUCAGUUCCUCCGUGAGUUUCCUGCCCCCCCCAGGCUCGGAGCAGAUGCAGUUUCCUCGGACCUCUUCCCCCUGCAGCUCUCAGCAGCUGCCUGGCCAGCAGUGCCCAGGCAUGCCCCCACCCCAUAGCAGUGGGAUGCUCAUGAUGCAGCUCGCCUUACCCCCCAGCCACCAGCCACGGCCCCACUCGCCCCCCCAGUGGAAACACAACAAGCACCACAGCCUAGACCACCAGAGAGGCUCCAAGCCGGCCGAGAUUGCCACUCUUGACUCCUCUCAGAGCAGCCCCCAGCUGGGCAGCCCCGCCCCCUCUCCCGCCCAGUCUCCUGGCCCCGCCCAUCUGACCAACAUGAAGAACAUACGUCCCGGUCUCGCCCCCGUCACCAUCAUGCCUCAGUUCAGCCGGCCCUUCGGCCCGAGUCAAGGUGAUACGAGGUAUCCCCUGCUCGGCCAGCCCCUUCAGUACAACCCCCCCAUUCGGCCCCCACUGCUUCACGGCCCCCACGUGGUCCCCAAUCACCAGGGACACGCAGCGAUCCGGCACAGUGGCAGGGCGAGGAAGUCAACACGGAAGGCACUGUCUUCAGAUCUCAGUGUAGGUGACCCAGUAAUGGGGAGGGUCCUGGAGGUGACCAGCCUGCCAGAGGGGCUGAGCCGUGCCGAGGCGGACGCCCUGCUCGCCGACCUCUGCAGAGUAGGGGCCACCAUCCGGUGGCUACCAGAACACCCCCAGCCGCAUGCGCACCGCGGCCCCGGGGAUGCCAGCGGCUCCCCCGACCGCCCGAAGCCCCCCCACACCCUGGCGUCCGCCUACACCAUCCUGGCUUUGUUUCCCUCCAGACACGCAGCGCAGAGCGCCCUGGCCAAGCACGGCGGCGGCGGCCCCGCUGCCUUCAGGCUCAGAACUAGCAAAAGACACUUAGAGCUUCCCAACCUGGAGAGGGCCAGCUCCCAGUGAGGGUUGGGCCGUCCCCUCGUCCCCCGGCACCUGUCACUUCCCGUUUCAGUCACUCCCCACUUCCCGUUACCCACUGAGUUGGUUUGAUAUCAUGGGUUUUCACUUAUGAGAGACUUUGGGAAUUUUGUCUUUGUGUUGUUCUAGCGAUUUGAAAACGAGUUUAUUCUGUGGGAGUAUUCAAAACCAAGAAUGCAGUUCCAAAUAUUAACCCAUUUUUUCAGAAUUGACUGGAACAUAUCAAAUGGCAGCGGGUACUUUUUUUUUUUUUUAAUUUGUUUUAUAUUUGAAAUUCUGUUAGGCCCAGGCGGGCAGUACAGCUGCAUCCUUUCCCCAAUUCCACAUUUUCUUGCCUAGUUUAGUUUUUAGUCCGUCAAAAGCCAAAAAUCUACCUGAGGAUAUUCUGUGCUGGGUCUGGACCCCAGGGACUAGUCUCCCACGAGCCGGUUAUUGUUCACUGUGGUCAGUUUACAUGAAUCAUUACCGAACUGCCAAACAUUUUUCUUUUGGUGCCUUCUACCACGAGUCCAGAGAAAUCAGUCUUUUAAAAUGUAGAACCCCCGACACUGUACAUAAUUUAUAUAAUCUAAAUACUUAAGUCCUCGUGGCGAACGUUAUGGUGGUAACAGGCACAAAUGAAAGAAAAUAUCAAGUUAAAUAUUCCUGGUUUUAAUCUAAUUUAUGACUCUGAAUCUUCCUGACGGCAUGUUUUAGCAACCCGAUCGGGAUGUCGUCCUCUACCCUACCGUGUCAUCGCCGCCAUCUUCUCAGAACGAGGCCAACACUUCCGGUUUCUUAGUUAAUCUUUUUAAAUUAUGUCCUCCUUGAAGGACUACUGGAAAAUCAAAAGUUUGCACAUUUAUACUGUGGAUUUCUUUUAUUCCAAUUCAAGACGGCUGUACAAUUUUUGCUGGUGCAAAUCAUUUUUAUUUGAAACCAAUAAAUGUUUACACCAAACGA